AUGGCAGCCUCAACCUCCCCUCCGGCCGCACGGCCACCUCUCCACACAAUCCUGCCCCCGCUAAUCCUCGGCACGGCGACCUUCAACACGCAGUACGUGCCCGACCCGCGGGCGAUGCCCUACCGGGACAUCGUCGCGCGCGCCAUCUCGCUGGGCAUCACCGCCUUCGACACGAGCCCGUACUACGGGCCCUCCGAGGAGCUUGUGGGCGACGCGCUCGCCAGCCUCGACCAAGACAAACACCCCCGCUCCAGCUACAGGAUCAUCACCAAGGCCGGGCGCAUCGGCAGUUACGAGUUCGACUACUCCCCGGCCUGGAUCCGGUACUCUGUGCUGCGCAGCCUGCGGCGCCUGCGCACGCCCUAUCUGGACCUGGUCUACACGCACGACGUCGAGUUUGUUUCUCCGCAAGAAGUGCUCGCGGCCGUCCGGGAACUGCGCCGUCUGCGCGACGAGGACGGGGUGAUUCGCUAUGUGGGAAUCAGCGGGUUCCCCGUCGACACGCUCUGCGAGCUGGCCGAGAUGGUUUUGCGCGAAACGGGUGAGCCGCUUGAUGCCGUGAUGAGCUACGGGAAUUUUACCCUGCAGAAUCGCCGGUUGGGACUGCCACUUGUUCUUCCAGAUUAUCACGAGCAGGAAGGGGAGGAGGGGAAGAAAGCGUCACCCCUGGCGCGGCUGAAAGAAGCCGGCGUCUCCGUCGUCCCCAACGCGAGCAUGCUCGGCAUGGGCCUGCUCACGAGCCGAGGGAUCCCCGCCGACUCCGAGCCCUCGGAGGCUCCAACACAGGAACAGCCCGCCAUGCUAGCCAAGUGGCACCCGUCGCCGCCUGCGCUGCGCGUGGUGUGCAAGAGGCUGGCCGAGCUGGCCUCGGCGGCGGGCGAGCGGCUCGAGUCGGUCGCGCUGCGCUGGUCUCUGAGCGAGUGGGCGUGGAUCGGGGCCGUGGCGGGUGUUGGCGUGGACUACGAACACGCCUCUCGUAGCAACAACAAACUUGGCGUGAGCGUUUGCGGCGUGUCGUCCAUCGCCGAGCUGGAAGAGACGGUCGCCGAGUGGCGCGGGGCGCUGUCCGCUAUAGGGUUGGUAAAGGACACGGGCGAUGAGAAAGAAGCGCGGGCACGUCAGGAAAAGGUGAUGCGGUUGGUUCGCGAGCAGCUCUGGCCGGCGUUGGGUUCAUGGCUAGACCAUGCUUGGGACAGUCCCAAGAAGGGCUACGUGAAUACCAGGCCUGAAGCCGAGCGCGGGGUUGUGCCAGAUGAUGGCAUUAUCGCCGAAUAUGAGGAGGUGAAGCGGAGUCGUCAAGCUGCGCAUACGGGGGCAGGACCAAGCUAG
Messenger RNA from Canariomyces notabilis, 1329 nucleotides. Its product is annotated as Aldo/keto reductase. Gene Ontology annotation, cellular component: cytosol. Gene Ontology annotation, molecular function: D-arabinose 1-dehydrogenase [NAD(P)+] activity. The coding region runs from base 1 to 1329 and encodes 442 amino acids. Lineage: Eukaryota; Fungi; Ascomycota; Sordariomycetes; Sordariales; Chaetomiaceae. The transcript has a single exon. The record is from RefSeq and is a predicted model, not a curated record. Gene Ontology annotation, biological process: dehydro-D-arabinono-1,4-lactone biosynthetic process.